Molecule: messenger RNA, 1678 nt
Organism: Otolemur garnettii (small-eared galago)
Lineage: Eukaryota; Metazoa; Chordata; Mammalia; Primates; Galagidae
Gene: SLC22A20
Product: solute carrier family 22 member 20, pseudogene
Exons: 10
Coding region: 1-1668 (555 amino acids)
Biological process (GO): transmembrane transport
Cellular component (GO): membrane
Molecular function (GO): transmembrane transporter activity
Source: RefSeq, a predicted model, not a curated record
AUGGCCUUCACAGACCUGCUGGACGCCCUAGGUGGCGUGGGCCGUUUCCAGUUCAUCUACACCGUCCUGCUGCUCCUGCCCUGUGGCCUGCUGGCCUGCCACAAUUUCCUGCAGAACUUCACGGCUGCUGUGCCCCGCCACCACUGCCGGGGACCCACCAACCACUCUGAGGCCACCACCAAUGACUCAGGGGCCUGGCUGAGGGCCAUUGUACCCCUGGACCAUCUGGGGGCCCCUGAGCCAUGCCAGCGCUUCACCGAGCCUCAGUGGGCCCUCCUGAACUCCAACACCUCCGUGCACAGGACAGCCACAGAGAGCUGCAAGGACGGCUGGGUCUAUGACCACAGCAUUUUCCCUUCCACCAUCGUGAUGGAGUGGGAUCUGGUUUGUGAGGCCCGUACCCUCCGUGACCUCGCCCAGUCCAUCUACAUGGCUGGAGUCCUGGUGGGAGCUGCCGUGUUUGGUUGCCUGGCAGACAGGCUGGGCCGCAAGGGCCCGCUCAUCUGGUCGUACCUACAGCUGGCGGUUUCGGGGUCCGCCACAGCAUACUUUGGCUCCUUCAGUGCCUACUGCGCCUUCCGGUUCCUGAUGGGCAUGACCUUCUCUGGCAUCAUCCUCAACUCCCUCUCAUUGGUGGUAGAGUGGAUGCCCACCCGGGGCAGGACCGUGGCAGGUGUCUUGCUGGGGUACUCCUUCACCAUGGGCCAGAUCAUCCUGGCCGGGAUGGCCUACCUGAUUCGCCCCUGGCGGUGGCUGCAAUUUGCUGUCUCUGCCCCUUUCCUGAUCUUUUUCCUCUAUUCCUGGUGGCUUCCAGAGUCAUCCCGCUGGCUCCUCCUUCACGGCAAGUCCCAGUUAGCUAUGCAGAACCUGCGCAAGGUGGCUGCCCUGAACGGGAGAAAGGAGGAAGGGGAAAGGCUGACCAAGGAGGUGGUGAGCUCCUACAUCCAGAGCGAGUUUGCAAGCGUCCGCACCUCCAACUCGAUCCUGGACCUUUUUCGAACCCCAGCCAUCCGCAGGGUCACGUGCUGUCUCAUGGUGGUCUGGUUCUCUAACUCCGUGGCUUACUACGGCCUGGCCAUGGACCUGCAGAAGUUUGGGUUCAGCAUAUACCUGGUGCAGGCUCUGUUUGGGAUCAUUGACAUCCCAGCCAUGCUGGUGGCCACCACCACCAUGAUUUACGUGGGCCGCCGGGCCACUGUGGCCUCCUUCCUCAUCCUGGCCGGGCUCAUGGUCAUCGCCAACCUGUUUGUGCCAGAAGACAUGCAGACCCUGCGCACAGCCCAGGCGGCCCUGGGCAAAGGCUGCCUGGCCAGCUCCUUCAUCUGCGUGUACCUGUUCACAGGAGAGCUGUACCCCACAGAGAUCAGGCAGAUGGGGAUGGGUUUCACCUCGGUCAACGCCCGCCUUGGAGGCCUAGCAGCACCCCUGGUCACCACACUCGGGGAGUUCAGCACCAUCCUGCCACCAGUGAGCUUUGGGGCCACCUCCAUCCUGGCUGGGCUGGCUGUCUGCUCCCUGAUGGAGACCCGCAACAUGCCCCUGGUAGAGACCAUCGCGGCAAUGGAGAGGAGAGCCAAAAAAGGCCCUUCCAAGAAGGAUGCAGAACAGAAGAGUGAAGAAAUUUCUCUUCAGCAGGUGGGAGCUUCUCCCCUCAGAGAAACCAUUUAAACUUCCAAGA